Messenger RNA from Parnassius apollo (apollo), 5928 nucleotides. Lineage: Eukaryota; Metazoa; Arthropoda; Insecta; Lepidoptera; Papilionidae. The record is from the annotation of a GenBank genome assembly.
AUGUGUGAACAGCCUGAAAAUAAUUAUUUGGAUGGAGACGUGGUGUGGGUGAAGCUGGGCUCCUGCUGGUGGCCUGGCGAAGUCGUAAGUCCUGAGAAGCUGCCACCAGAUGUCUUGCCAUCGUUUAGGAAGCCUCCAAUUGCUGUUGUCAAAUUUUUCCAAGAAGAUACUUAUGAAUAUGUGAAGAAUACUAAUUCUAUAUACAAAUAUAACUGCAGUCGGAAAAAUGAAUUUAUUAACAAAGGACUUUAUAUGUACAGAACAAAGCAUGGACCUAUGGAGAAAUUUCCAGAAGAUGUAAUUAGAGCAGAGACUGCAGUCGGAGGUGACAUAAAAAUUUUAACCAGAGAUGAGUUUCAAGAAGAAAAGAAAGAAAGUUAUGCAGGGUUAUUUGGCGAACCAGCUAAAAAAACUCCAGUAUCUGGCAAAAAGGGUAAGGGUGGAAAAGGUAAAUCUGCAGAUUCACCGGAAAUCACUACUCCAAUAAGAAAGAUGAAAGAAAAAACAAAUUAUAAAGUGCACAUAUUAGUGCAAGGAUCAAAAACAACUUUAAAUCAGUCAACAGAUGCAGCUACAACUGCAUCUACAAGUCGUGCAGGCUCCGAAUCUGCUGAAGAAAAAACAGAAAAUACCCAAUCUGCAACAACGGCUAUAUCUGUUAGCACUCCUACAAUAUCUAUGAGUGGUGUAUAUUCAUGUCAUGCAUGUUCAUUUACUACGACUCGUCUAAAUGUUCUUAUAAUGCACAACAAAACACACAGUGUAACAUUUACACCAUACACACCUUCACCUGUUACGAAAAAAAUUACAAAAUUAAAAAACACUUCAACUUCAUCAAAGACUCCUAAAAUUCGUAAACCGAAGCAAGAAAAAAAAGAGGAGGUAAAUAAAAAUGCUCAUGCUCAAAAACGUUUAUCACAAGAAAAACCAGUUGAACAUUUAAUUAAGAAGGUGAAAACUGAUGAAGAAAUUAAAAGUAGUCUAUUAGCAGAUUGGGACGACGUAGAUGAGGAAUCAAAUGAUGUAUCAACAAUGACGAUGGCUGGAUCUCCUGAAGUACCUGUAGGAGCCGAAUCUCCCGCAGUGCCAACGCCAGCAGAAUUACCUAGUGCACAAAUCCCUGGAGAAAUGUCGUCGUUACCUUUACACAAAAAGUCGGAAGAAACACCACCAGCCGACAAACCGGAGUCCUCUAGUGAUUCCAAGUACGAAUUUUGUGAGGAUGAAGACUGGUCCUUAGAAGCUGAUGCUGGAAGAAAAAUACCCCGUGUUAAAAAUCCAUCAAAGCGUAAAGAAGAUUUAAAAAGUCUUAGUAUUGAUGAUGAUGAUGUAGCUAAGGAAGUUACUGAACUGCUUAAUAAGACAGUUGUGCCUGAAUUACCAUCGAUCCCAGAACCAUUAAAAGUGGAAGAAAAUUUUCCAGAGCUUUCGAUUGCGAAAUCCCCAGAUAAAAGGAAUGAUCCAAACCUGAAUGCAAAAUCGUCUGAAAUAAACAAUUCGCUAGAAAAAAAGGAUGUUACUGAGCAGCCUCCAAAAACAAUUUUUAAAACAAAAACAUUUUUUCGAAGUCGACAUUCGAGAAGUCAAGAUGCAAUAGGAAAGUAUGUAGCCGAACAGUUAAAUGCCGCUGAAAGAAUGGAUAUAUCAGAAAGUGAAAUUAAUGGUACAGAUGUUGCCUCUUCACCUGAAGCUAGAGAAUCGCCACCAGUUGAACAAAUUAAAGUGGCUCGCUUGGCUCCUAAGAUACAACUAAAAAGGAUGAAAGCUGAAGCGGCACAACAACGGGAAAAAGAAAGAUAUAUAUUGGAGCAAAAUAAAGAAAGUACUUCAAACGGCACAGUAUCGACGACAGGUGUAGUGGCAAUAAUAAGUAACGACUUCUCAGCAGAAAAUAAUUAUACCAAUGAGCUUUUAACGGAUAGGCCAAUGCAUUCUGCAAAUAGUAUAAUGAAAGUAAAUAAAAUAAGAAAUGAUACAUCUGAAUUAGACGAUAUCCCAGAAAUUAAAAAGAUUUUAGGGACUACAUUAUAUUGCACAACUAGUAUAAGUAAAAGUGAUAAACGUGAUGAAAGUAUGAGUAAAAAUUUGAGAGAGGAAAUUAUCACGGAAGUGAUGAAUACUGAUAAGGAUACAGUUUGUACUGAAGGAGAGGGAAAUGGUAUUGACAGUGUAAUGAGUGAUUUUAGAAAUAAAAAAGAAAACGAGCUACAAAUAACUCCUAAGCCAUCAGUGGAAUCGCAAGCCACUGAGACAACUGCAACAGCCGUAGAUGCUUUACUUAGUGUUUCUAGAGAAGCUGACAGUGUAACUAAAGUUAUCAGUGAUGACCCACCAGAAGAUUUGUUUGAGGAUGAUAUCAGAGAUAAUACUAUUGUUAGCAAUGUUAAUGGUUAUAAUGAAAUUAAUAAGGAAGGAAAAAACAAAAAUGAGGAUCUGUUCCAAGAAAAUAUCCAUGAGCACAAAAAUAUGAAAACAGAGAGCAUAGUUGAACAAAAUAUUAACAGCGAUAAUGUUACAAACGUAGCUAAAAAUGUAGAAAAUAAAGACAAAAGUAUAAUGAAAUACGAACAGCAAAAUAAUAUCGCACAAAUAGUUGCUGAUAAUGCUCCGACUGAAUCCGACCUUCAAAUAGCGGAGGCAUUAAUUAAUUUGCCCUCAACGGCCAUACAAAAUAAAGCCUUUACUCAGCAACAAGAUACAAUACCUACUAUUGAAAUUAAGCCACUUACAAAGACCCCCGAAAAUGAAAUGUUUGUAGAUGAAAAUGUUAAAUCCGAUAAUAUAAAAGACUUAACAAUAAAGGAAUCUGUCGUGGAUUCUAAUAUUUUGGCUAACAAUGAUAAUAUUGCUCGUUAUGAAACCGAACAAGAGAAAAGUGAAAAUCUUAACGCCGCUCAAUCUUUGGUACAGAUGUCAGAGUCGAUUGAUCACAAAAUUAAUUUUGUUGAAAUCAAUUCAGAAAACAAAGGAGAAGUCGACCUUAAUAUUAAUGAAUUAAAAAAGGGUGAUAUAUCUGAAAUCACCGUGGAACAAAAAUUAGCUCUACUAUCCAAUGAAUCUAACAUAGAGCAGUCGAAUGGUAAGACAGUCCCAUAUGAAACCACUUCGUCGAAGUUAUUGAAAAUAUUGGAAGAACCCACUGCGGCAAAAGUGUUAUCUAAUAAGACUAUUGUGUCGAAACAAGUUAUUAUGCCGGGAAAAGAGAAAAUUUUAAAUUUUGACGUGUGCAAUCAAUCAAUGCGGGGUAAAUCGCAGUCGCCUAAACAAAAAAUUAUUAUCCGUCGAACUACGUCUAACAAAAACCUAUUGAAUAAUGUUAACGAAGUAUCGAGUGUUGAUAAAAUUAUUUUAUCCCGAAGUAAUAAACCUGUCCAAGAUGGUUCUUCUGUUCAGACAUAUACUAUACAGACAUCUCCGGAGGCGCCAUCUGACGCAAACACAAUAAUUAUACAACAGAAAAUCAGAAAAAUGUCUAAACCAUCACCAAAAAUCCCGAAAAUAAAACCUUCAACAUCUCUCGUUGCACAUGUAAAAGAAGCAAAGGCUAUUACUGAAAUCGCGACUAACGAAGAACAAGUAUUCGAUAUAAAUUCUAUGCCAGUAGUGUUAUCUGAUGAUAUAUUAACGCCGGAAAGUAUAGAAAAAAUGCCGAUUGUUAUGACCGAUGGCAGCAUUAUAACAAAUUCAACCAUUCCACCAAAACUGGUGAAAACUAAAUCAAACGUUGUUGAAAGCGAAAUCUGUAAAGUUACUGUAAAUCCUGUAACAACUAAAGCAGAAAUUAAAACAAUUUUGAUGAACCCAUGUAAUGAAAGUAGUAAAGUCACAACUCCUAAUAUUCUUUCGAAAUCAUCAAAAUUACGUGGUGCAAAGCCUAUGUUAGUGAUAGAUAAAGCUACUGGCAAACAAAAAAUUAUUAUGUCGAAACCGGAACCUGUUGUCAAAGAAGUUAAACAACCCACCACAACUCUUAUACAGACUGUUCCACAAGGCGGAGGUAAAGCAGAGAAGUUCAUCAUUUUGCCUACACCUACCUCGCCUCGUCCUAAUCGAACACAAAAAAUAGUAAUAGAUCCUCAAACAGGUAAAGCUCAUGUGCUUGUUGGAAAGGGCCCCGAGAUGACUUUGGGUGUAUCAGAAAAUAAAACUGUGUCUGCGAAAUUAAUACCACAGUCAUCGGAUAACAACACUCCUGGCAACACUGUAAUGAUCAUAACAAAUUCUCAAGGAGGGCAGUCGAAAAUUAUCUUAACACCAGAACACGAAAAGAUUUUGUUUCCCAAUAAAACGAACGUGUCACAAUUAAAAUCAGUGACUCAUCGUAUAACGACGAAUUCGGUGAUUCAACAAAAAACGGUCGUUUCAACGGUAACUUCGGCUUUAAAAGGCCAAACUAGAAUUGUGCCGAAACAGAAAAAUACAAUUAUUACCUCUAAAGGUCAGCUGAUAGUUGGGGGACGUGUUACUACCACAACGCAGAAUAUUGCUCCAAUGCCAGAAAUACGUCCAGCUUUAAAGCGUAUAGUUCCGGCUGAGCCUAAGAAAAUUAUACAGACAAUUCAAAAAGAUGCACCAGAGCCAAUAAUAUUUUUCCAACGUAAAUCAGGUGCUGUUAUGCAAUUGACCCAGGCACAAUUUGAACAUUUACAAAGAACGGGUCAGUUAAUACAUAAAACGGGCCCUGCGCACGAAAAUAAGAUAGUUAUUCAAAAAUCUAUAACUAUUCCCGCUAGUGAACCAUUAGCAAUAAAUACACCGAAACAAAGAGCGAGGAAAGGAGCAGUUGAUUCUCAGACACCUAUGAAAAAGGCUAAACAGGAAGUGCCCAUAGCGCCUGCACCUGGGCCUGCUUCACCAAUGCCGGCUUUAACUUCUUUAUCUCACACAAUUUCAGCGACCCUACAAACAGUCCCAAGCACAACUUCUGUAGCAUCAGCCUCUAACUAUCCCGAUUUAGAAAACUUCGAAGAGCUUUUGCCUUCUACGGCAAUUGCACGACAGCCAGAAUCAGUGUUAAUACAACCCGAACAGCCUAUUGCGCCUCCUCAGGCGGCGAUCUCCGACGGUCAACUGCUGGCAGUUCCCGGUGAACAUUUCGGAGGAUUACCAGGUUCAUUCUAUCUUUGUGUGGAGGACAACGGGAAUUACACGAUAGUGGAUAAUCGUCCAUUAAUGUUAGAAAAUAAUCAACUUGUUCCUAUGGCGGAACCUGUACCUGUCAUAGCGCCACAACCGGAGCGAAGGGACAUUCUGGAGGCAGCACUCGCUAAUAGUGAUGUAUUUCAUGCUGAGACCGUCCGUGAUGAAGCUCCAGAUUUUAGAGACUUAAACGCGAAUGUUUCGGUUCAUUGUCGCGUUUCGGAAACGAGCACCACUUUGAAUCAACCAAUAAUGACGCCGGUAGAGGUACCGACGAAGGCAGAUGCUGAGCCCGCGGUGCCGUCGAAUUUGGAAGACGGUCUCGCAGUGAUCGGAGUUACACCGCAGACUGUACCCACGUCGCUUGAGUUACCCAUUACGGUAACCGACCCACGAAUAGCCCCUAAAACAACGAAUCCGCUGACCAUUAACAAUUACGGAACGUCACUGCUACCAUCACCAAAUACAGACAUGACUUUUGUAUCUACCGAAGAAGUGGAGGUGCCGGUAGGUGGGCCUAUCUCCAUGCCGCUUUUGACCGAUGAGGAAUCCGUCGGCAAGUCCAUGCCCAUAUUAACGGACGAUGUAACGGAAAGAACUGUGUCCUCAAUAGAGUCUACGGCUGGGUCACCGUCUUCUGUUGACGUAAGGGAAUCAGAAACGGAAGACAGUAGUCAGUGGUCACAGAGGCUCCUAACGCCCGGGUCCGACACGUCGGAAACAUCUUCCGAAAUCCCAUUACAACCAGUCAUAAAGCUUUCUGUGAAUGAUCUAUCUCAUAGCGAUUAA